Messenger RNA from Iphiclides podalirius (scarce swallowtail), 387 nucleotides. Lineage: Eukaryota; Metazoa; Arthropoda; Insecta; Lepidoptera; Papilionidae. The record is from the annotation of a GenBank genome assembly.
AUGCUACCAUUUCAUAUCAGAAUUCAAGGAUUGACAUCAACAUUGUCAGCAAAACUUGCCCAGGACGACCUCCAUGUUGUGAAAGAUUUAGAAUUGCCAACUGAUGAGCCAGAGUAUCUAGCAGAGUUGAUUGAAAGCAGAAAUUGGGGUCCUUCUGUUUUGAUUGUUGAUGAUUCUGACAUUGCCCCUAGGAACCUGACAGUAGCCACCGAUUCCCUUCCACAUAUUAAUGUUAUGCCUGUAUAUGGUCUAAAUGUAUACUCCAUGUUGAAACAUGACACUCUUGUGCUAACAUUAGCUGCUGCAGAAAAAAUAGAAGAGAGGAUACUACAUCACCUACAUUCUAUUACUACAGACCGUGAAGCAUCAUUCAAACUUAACCAAGUU